UCAUUGCCUGUGCUUCAAUAUACACUUUUGAUGACAUGACAAAUUGAAUGUGAAUCUUUUUUUCCCCUAAAUGUUUGUUAUAAUUUACUCAUCAUCAUAAUGAAUCGUAAAAAUAAAUCUAGCCAUGAUGAUGAUGAUGAUGAACAACAACCAAAACAACAACAUGAUUCCGAUGAUAAUCUAUUUAUCGAUUUACCUGUCAAUCAAUAUCAAACAUCUGCAUCAUUCGUUAUGAUUUUUAAUCAAAAUAUACCUUUGGAAACAAAAAAAUGGUUAAUAUCAUUAUUAAAAUCGAAUCAAUUACAAUUAUCGAUUAUUAACGAUAGUAACAAUCGAUAUAUUCGUUCAUCAUCAUCAACAACUCGAAUACCGGAAGAUUUAACAUUAUUAAUUAGCUGUUCGGAAAAAUUAUUCGAACAAAAUGUUCAUCAUGUUUUUAAACAAUUAAAACGUCAAAAUUUAAUGACAGAUAAAUCAUUGGAUUCAACAAAAACAUCGACCGAAUUGAAUACAGCCGAAAAACAACGUAUUCUUUAUCAAUUAAUUCAACAAAUUUGUUCACCAAAUCGUACAACUAUUAUUGGCCUUCCGGAUAUUACACUUUAUCCUGGGCAAUCAAUAUUUGAAAUUUGUUGUCAUCAUAAGCUGAUAACACAUUAUUUUCCAUUACAUGAUUAUGAACAUUUAGAAAAUUUACGUUCAAAUUAUUGUUCAUUUUUCAGUCAUAAUAUCGAUUAUGUUCGUGAUUAUUUUGGUGAAAUGAUUGGAUUUUAUUUUGCUUUUCUUAACUAUUAUCGUGAUAUGUUUUGUUGGACAAGUAUUGUCUUUUUAUUAUGUUGGUCAUUACAAAUUCCAAAUGAAUUAUAUACAAUAAUUAUUUGUUUUGGUUCAUUUGUUUUUAUAAAAAUGUGGAAACGUUUUGCAAAACGAUUAGCAUUCGAAUGGGGUACAAUUGAUCAUAUUGAAUUGGAAAAAGCACGGCCAGCAUUUCGUAGUAAAUGUAUGAAAAUUGAUCCAAUUACUGAAGAAAUGGUACCAUAUUAUCCAUUAACAAAAACCUGGUGUAAAGAAUAUUUUAUAUCCGUACCAUUUGUUAUUGUUUGUUUAUGUUUAUCAUUUGAAUUAAUGUGCAUGUAUUUUGAUUGUGAAACAUGGAUGGCCAAUUAUUAUGAAGAAAAUCCAUCAAUAUUGAAUUUUAUUAUAUGUUUCGCACCAAGUAUCAUUUAUGCAAUAAUUGUUAUGUUUAUGAAUCAUUUAUAUAUUGUUAUUGCAACCAAAUUGAACAAUUAUGAAAAUCAUAAAACACAAGAAUCACAUGAAAAUCAUUUGAUUGUCAAAUUGGUUUUGUUUGAAUUUUUCAACAAUUUUAUCUGUCUUUUUUAUAUUGCAUUUUAUUUAAACGAUAUGGACAUGUUAAGAUAUACCUUAAUAACAAUGUUGACCGUAAACAAGACGGUGGAAAAUUUUCUCGAAGUAUUUAUACCCAUGUUUUUGAUCUAUCGUAAUGAACCGAAAAAAUUAUUUCAAUCAUCAAAUAAAUCAACAAUCACAUCGUGGCAGCAACAGAUUUUUGAUGAAAAAAAUCUCUACAUCUAUGAACACACUUAUUAUGAUUGUUUGGAAUUAUUCAUCCAAUAUGGUUAUGCAUUUUUAUUCGUAUCAAUUUGGCCAUGGGCACCAAUUGUUGCUGCAAUCAACAGUAUAAUGGAAGUUCGUAUGGAUGCUGCUAAAUUAGUCUAUUGUAAACGACGUCCAUUUCAAAAAACAAUGAAAUCAAUCAAUAAUGCAUGGAUUAAAUCAUUUGAAGUUCUUUCCAUUAUAAUUGUAAUUUCAAAUUUUCUAACACUGGAAUUAAUAUCCAAUAAUGUUCGAUUGUUAAGUUUAUAUUUUAAUCUUUCAACAUUUAAACUUAUUGUUUAUGCUGAACACAUUUUUCUUACAAUCGUAUUAAUAUUCUGGUAUGUUGUACCGGAUAUUCCACGUGAUAUACAUCAUCGUUUGAAUCGACGAAAAUAUCUUCAAUUUACAAAUCAAGAUGAUAAAAAAUUUCAAUAAUUCUAUCUAUCUUGCAUUCUAUCUAGUUAGUUAGUUAGUGAUAAUCAUAUCAUCUUUUUGAUCUUGUUGUUGUUGUUGUUGUUGGUUGUGAUUAUUUUCACGAAAUCCU
Messenger RNA from Dermatophagoides pteronyssinus (European house dust mite), 2164 nucleotides. RefSeq names its product anoctamin-10-like. NCBI's taxonomy places the organism in Eukaryota, Metazoa, Arthropoda, Arachnida, Sarcoptiformes, Pyroglyphidae. The record is from RefSeq and is a predicted model, not a curated record. Gene Ontology annotation, cellular component: plasma membrane. Gene Ontology annotation, biological process: chloride transmembrane transport. Gene Ontology annotation, molecular function: chloride channel activity.